UCCUUCACUAUCUUCUAAAUAAACCAUACUAUUUUGUAAGAUAUCAUCUUUUGAUCUUUUGAUCUUCUUCAUAUGCACACCUCUCCCUCCACCAAAGGAAAGAAAAAGAACAAGAAAAAGACUUAUUGAAUUAAUUGAUAAAGUUAAUUUUUCGUUGGUUGCUAUCCCCUCAUUUGUUUCGACACUAUCAACUACAGAUUGGGUUUUCUUACUGUUAAAUAUGUCUUUGAGUAAAAUUUGUGAGCAGUGUUAACUCACCAAAUUUUGAAUUUACAAACAUUUACACUAAUAUACUUGUGUCCCUAUCUAACAACUAUACUGCAGUGGUUAUUCCAGCACAACCAGCCAAGACGACAAUAUAAAUGUCCCCCAUCUACAUGAUCAAGAAGGGAGUAGCACAUGGUUUUGCCUUCCACCAGCAAUUCAACAUCUAAUUGUAUCAAAUUAUUGCCAUUGGUGAGAAGUCCCAAGCAUGAGCUAAUAACAUAACUAAUAGGCCUAAUCAGUUGUCGACCAAAGUGAAGAAAGGAAGAAACUUAUCAUCUUUAAUCCUUUCAAGCUAACUUCAUCCACAAAUUUAAGGCCCCAUAUCAACCUGGCCAAAAGGCAUCAGCACAUGGCUUUGCCUUUUGUUGUUAGUAACAUAACUUCAGCUCCAACUCAAAGCCCGUCUACAGCCUCUUGUAUAAAUAAUCCUCCUUUCAUGAGCCUUUUCAUCAUAAAACAAGCACUAUCAGUUCAUUUAUCAAAGAUCCCUAAGGUUCUAAUUUACUUUCUUUUUUCUAGUUUUCCAGAGAAAUGAAGAUGCUCAGUGCUAAAAAACUCAUCAAUAUGGCCAAGAGAUGGCAGAAGUUCGCGGCAAAGCAGAGGAAGAGGAUUUCAUUUCCAAGAAAUGCCCAUGAUACAGACAGUUGUAGUACAUCCCCAUCUUCUAUAGUUGAAAAGGGUCAUUUUGUAGUAUAUACAGCUGACCAAGCACGGUUCGUCAUUCCCUUGGCUUCUGAAAAUGAGGUCAUUAGGCAACUUUUAAGCAUGUCUGAAGAAGAGUUUGGGCUACCGAGUGGUGGCCCUAUAAUAUUACCGUGUGAUUCAGACUUCAUGGACUACAUUAUAUCACUAAUCAAGAAAGGUGUAUCUGCUGGAGAUCUUCACAAAGUAUUGCUCCUCUCAAUUACUUCAUGUUGCUGUUCAACUUCUUAUUUGCACCAAGAAAGUGGAAAUCAGCAGAUUCUUGUUUAUUGAGUCAUGACAUCAUGUUUUGUAAAUGAUAGCACAAAAUAGAUUGUAUAGCAGUUGAAAAAUAGACAACUGAAAGCUUGUAUUAUUACAGAGGGAAUAGAGCCUUAUCUUGAAAUUAA
Messenger RNA from Nicotiana tabacum (common tobacco), 1358 nucleotides. Lineage: Eukaryota; Viridiplantae; Streptophyta; Magnoliopsida; Solanales; Solanaceae. The record is from RefSeq and is a predicted model, not a curated record.